AUGGAGAAGUCCAGGAAGAUCUUUACUGGUGUCUUCCUGUUUGUCUUGUCUGUGGGGAUCUGCUUGGCUCAACACUGGUCCUAUGGCCUGCAGCCAGGAGGGAAAAGGAAUGCUAAGGACCUGGUGGAAUCAUUCCAAGAGAUUGCACAGGAAAUGGCAAGAGCAGAGGAGGUGCAGCAGCCUGACUGGCCUGGCUCAUCCCAGCACUCCAGGAUCAGAGACCUGCAGGAAGCUGUGGAAAGGCUGAUGGAGGGAGAAGCUGAAAAAAAGAAAGGUUAA
Molecule: messenger RNA, 279 nt
Organism: Acanthisitta chloris (rifleman)
Lineage: Eukaryota; Metazoa; Chordata; Aves; Passeriformes; Acanthisittidae
Gene: GNRH1
Product: gonadotropin-releasing hormone 1 (luteinizing-releasing hormone)
Exons: 3
Coding region: 1-279 (92 amino acids)
Biological process (GO): multicellular organism development
Cellular component (GO): extracellular region
Molecular function (GO): gonadotropin hormone-releasing hormone activity
Source: RefSeq, a predicted model, not a curated record